UGUAAUUGUGACCAAUAACAUCGUUAACCAAUUCUAUAUCCAUAUAUCUUAACGAAUGAUUUCAAUCUCGAUUUAACGGAAUUCAUUAUGACCUUCGAAUAUCGAUAGCGACCUUCUGUUCCGUACAAGAAUUAUAAGACAUAUUUCGUCGCACAUUUUGAUCGAGAAUCGAAAUCUCUUUAAUAAUAUUUUUCAAGCCCGUUACGUCGUAUUUACAGUAGACAGGUCCAUUUGUUUGUUGUUUUCCUACAUGAAUAUUUCCAUAUAAUUUGUAUUUUGAUCGAUCAAAUUGUAAGUAGUAAGUAGUAACACUGACGCUCACCAGGCAAGCGUAUAAGAAUAGGAUGUCGGGGCAUAGAGGCGUUGGAGGGGCAGGGAGUCAUCAAGGAGGCCCCCCAGGCCUCAAACAAAUAGAUUUGGAUCAAAUUUGGGGGGAUCUUCGUGAGGGUAUAGAACAAGUAUAUAAUAGACAAUGUAUGUCAAAACCAAGAUAUAUAGAACUUUAUACACAUGUAUAUAAUUAUUGUACGAGUGUUCAUCAACAACAUACUAGAAUGUCUACUAAAAGUAAAAAGGGCCAAAUAUCACAAGGAGGUGCACAGUUAGUGGGCCUGGAAUUAUAUAAACGUUUGCGUGACUUUCUUAGGAAUUAUCUCAUUAGUUUGCUCAAGCAUGGGAUUGACUUAAUGGAUGAAGAUGUAUUACAAUUCUAUACAAGACAAUGGGAAGAAUAUCAAUUCAGUAGUAAGGUGUUAAAUGGAGUAUGUGCAUAUUUAAACCGUCAUUGGGUGCGUCGUGAAUGUGAAGAAGGACGUAAAGGAAUAUAUGAAAUAUAUCAAUUGGCCUUGGUUACGUGGCGUGAUAAUUUAUUUAAACAUUUAAAUAGACAAGUUACCAAUGCGGUGCUGAAGUUAAUAGAACGAGAACGUAAUGGAGAAACGAUAAACACACGUUUAGUCAGUGGUGUAAUUAAUUGUUACGUAGAAUUGGGCCUGAACGAGGAGGAUCCUGGUGCUAAGGGACAAAAUCUUAUUGUUUAUAAAGAAUCCUUUGAAAAUCUCUUCCUUGAGGAUACAGAACGAUUUUAUACUCGUGAAAGUUCAGAAUUCCUCAGACAAAACCCUGUUACAGAAUAUAUGAAAAAGGCAGAACAAAGGUUAUUAGAAGAACAAAAACGAGUUCAAGUUUAUUUACAUCAAACAACACAUGAACGAUUAGCAAAAACUUGUGAAAGAGUACUCAUUGAAAAACACUUGGAUAUAUUUCAUUCUGAAUUUCAAAAUCUUUUGGAUGCUGAUAAAAAUACAGAUUUAGGGCGAAUGUAUCAAUUAAUGGCAAGAAUACCAAAUGGACUUGGCGAACUACGAAACCUUUUAGAAAGUCAUAUAGCUAAUCAAGGGCUUGCUGCUAUAGAUAAGUGUGGAGAUUCAGCAGCUAAUGAUCCUAAAGUAUACGUCAACACCAUCUUGGAAGUUCAUAAAAAAUAUAAUGCUUUAGUAUUAGUUGCAUUUAACAAUGAUAGUGGCUUUGUAGCAGCAUUGGAUAAAGCAUGCGGUCGCUUUAUCAACAGUAAUUCUGUAACUAGAGCUGCAAAUAGUAGUAGUAAGUCACCUGAAUUGUUGGCAAAAUACUGUGAUUUAUUGCUUAAAAAGAGUAGUAAAAAUCCUGAGGAAGCAGAACUUGAAGAUACAUUAAAUCAAGUUAUGGUAGUAUUUAAAUAUAUUGAAGACAAGGAUGUAUUCCAAAAGUUCUAUAGUAAAAUGCUGGCAAAACGUUUAGUGCAGCAUAUGUCUGCCAGUGAUGACGCAGAGGCUUCUAUGAUCUCCAAGUUAAAACAAGCUUGUGGCUUUGAAUAUACUUCAAAAUUACAGCGCAUGUUCCAGGAUAUUGGAGUAUCCAAAGAUUUAAACGAACAAUUCAGACGACAUUUAACAAAUUCUGUAGAACCACUAGACAUUGAUUUCAGUAUACAGGUUUUGUCUUCUGGUUCAUGGCCAUUCCAACAGUCCUUUACUUUUUCUUUACCAACAGAGUUAGAGAGAUCUGUACAUAGGUUUACAACCUUUUAUAGUUCACAACACAGUGGAAGAAAGUUGAAUUGGUUAUACAAUAUGUCUAAAGGAGAAUUGCAUACAAAUUGUUUUAAAAAUAGGUAUACAUUACAAGCAUCAACUUUUCAAAUGGCUGUUUUACUGCAAUACAAUGGAUCAACCAUAUGGACAAUACAACAAUUACAUGAUGCUACUCAAAUAAAAAUGGAUUUUUUACUUCAGGUUGUACAAAUACUUUUAAAGGCUAAGCUAUUAACAGCAGUUAAUGAUGACGAAACAGAGUUAACACCUAUGUCAGUGGUAGAACUUUUCUCAGGCUAUAAAAAUAAAAAAUUAAGGGUAAAUAUUAAUAUACCAAUGAAAACGGAAUUAAAAGUCGAACAAGAAACAACACACAAACACAUAGAAGAAGAUAGAAAACUUUUAAUACAAGCAGCAAUUGUUAGAAUUAUGAAAAUGAGAAAAGUACUGAAACAUCAACAACUAGUGGCAGAAGUUUUAAAUCAAUUGAGUUCCAGGUUUAAACCAAGAGUACACGUUAUUAAAAAAUGUAUAGAUAUUUUAAUUGAAAAAGAAUAUCUGGAGCGCACAGAGGGUCAAAAGGACACAUAUAGCUAUCUGGCAUGAUCUGUCGAUCUAGGACAUCAAUAUAGCAACAACUAUGCACGCAAAAAAAAAGAUGACUUCACACUGUCAUUGCUACAUACGUGUCUCGAUAUUUAUUUAAGACUCUCACUAGUAUUUUCUCUGUACACAGUUCUUGUACCGUAAUGUCCCUCUGGUCGCAUUUAGAACCUGGUUUUUAUAAUAUGUUAAUAAAAUUAUUUCAUAUAGUCAAGUUGCUACGUGUGUUACUGUCUGUGCCGUUUCUCACACAUAAAUUAAAUUUUCUUUGUAUCAUGUUGUACUAUAAAAGAUUUGGAACAUGUAUGUCCCAUUUUUUAAAUUGUAUAUAAAAUGUUGCACAAUGGAAAAAUACAAAAACAUAUAAUUAAGUAAGUUAAACAACAAGUUAUAAGAAAAAAACUAUAAUGUAAAUUACUAAGUUAAACGCGAGUGAUAAAUGUACAUUACAAAUAAUAGCACUCUCUUGAAAUGUUGAACCUAUUGGAAAGUUCUACAUUUUAUUUCCGCCAAUUUUAAGAAGUAAAAUUAUUUUUAACACUGAAUAAUACAUAAUAGUAUUUAAUUAUUUUCUUAAAACCUUGAUUAAGAAAACCAUAUAAGUGAUUCUUUAAUUAUGAAAUAUUAAUUAUAAAGAAGAUAAAUAAAGACAUGGAUAGUAAUGCAGUUUAGCAAUUAAUUAAGUUAAAAGUUACAUGUAUCAAUAAUUAUCAGUUUUUAUACUUUUACGUGUGCAAGACCUUUUUGUUUAACAAUAUAAAUUCUUUUUCUCCACAUAAAAUGUCAUUGAUAGUAAAUAUUUUUUUAGGCAGCUGAAAACAGAUGUGUAUAGAAAUAUCGUUUAUAAUAUUCCACGAAUGUAGCAACGAUUUGCAAUACCGAUAUAAUUAACAUUUAUAAUAUUAAUAACGAUUGUUUUAAUUGUACAUGAUAUCAUUUUGUGAGGCAGCUUUUUAUAAGAUAUUGCAAAUAUAAAUUUAAUAUGUUAUGUUUUAACUUUAUCAUGACUUAAUUUGAAACAAAAUUUAUAAAGGAUAAAAUUUGCAUUUGUUAUUGAUAAAUCUAAUGUUGAAAUUAUUAUUUUAAUAUUGAAUAUGUUUUUAAAUUUGUAUUAAUAUGAUUAUAAGUGCAAUACAUAAAAUUUAAGAAAGAUAUAUCUGUGACUUAAUAAAAAAAUUUAAAACAUAACAGAGACACAAGCAGUGAUAAAUAACGAAUUUUAAAUUAUAAAUGUAUAAGCCACUAAGCAAUGGUAGUAAUUAAAUGCCUUUAACAUUAAGAGUGAUAUAGAAAAUUGAUAUAAAUGUAACUUUGAUGCUUACAAGUGUAAUAAUCAUUUUGGAAAGCUCGAUUCUGCAAUUUGAACUAUAAAAAUGAAUAAGAGAUUAAAUUAUUUUAAUUAUCUACUGAUAUGUCAAAGUAGAUAAUAAAAUAAUAAAAUGUUUUAUGUGACAUAUUGUCAAUAAUAAAAAGGCUGAAGAGUGAGAGAUAUGAACUGAGAAUUGUAAUUAAAACUAUAUUUAAAAAACUGUCUGCAAGAGAGCAACAGUAUCUCAAUAUUUAGCUACAAAACUUUAACUUAAUGUAUUUUAUUAACAAAAAAGUACUGAUAAUUUGAACUAAGAAAUUUUCGAUACACAGAAUCUGAGUUAGAUUGUGCUAAUAUGAAUAGAUACACAAGCAGAAAGAAUACACUGAUUAACUUUA
Vespa mandarinia (Asian giant hornet) is the source of this 4382-nucleotide messenger RNA. RefSeq names its product cullin 1 (gene Cul1). The record is from RefSeq and is a predicted model, not a curated record. Gene Ontology annotation, biological process: ubiquitin-dependent protein catabolic process. Gene Ontology annotation, molecular function: ubiquitin protein ligase binding. Gene Ontology annotation, cellular component: cullin-RING ubiquitin ligase complex. NCBI's taxonomy places the organism in Eukaryota, Metazoa, Arthropoda, Insecta, Hymenoptera, Vespidae.